Messenger RNA from Phaeodactylum tricornutum CCAP 1055/1, 2721 nucleotides. It is a transcript of the gene NLTF, whose product is annotated as NF-X1-like transcription factor. Gene Ontology annotation, molecular function: nucleic acid binding. Bases 1 to 2721 code for a protein of 906 amino acids. The transcript has a single exon. Lineage: Eukaryota; Bacillariophyta; Bacillariophyceae; Surirellales; Neidiaceae. The record is from RefSeq and is a predicted model, not a curated record.
AUGCGACAAGCAGCCAUAGAUCGUGCAUCGACAACGAUGCUGGCUCCCAGUCAUGUCAUUCGAAGUAGUCCAGUGCCGACUUCAACGGCAUCGGAUGGUGCUGUUGCUUUACCCAACGGUGGCGUGAACAACGACUCUCAUGCUACUUCAGCGAGAGAAGCUACAACGAAAAGCAAGCGGCGGCGAAAUAAUCGGACCGGAAAGAACGAUACAGCAUCGAACAAGAACUCGACUUUAAAGGAAAAAGCGGAGAAAAGCAAAUCUGCAAUUGCGGUUCAGUCCGGGGGAGAAGCGGAGGAUCGCAAGCCCUCCGUCAACAGGCCCAUAGCAUCGUCGAAAGGGAAGAAGUCACGGAAGAGAUCUGCGAAGAAACCGACACCUACUAGUAUCGACAAUGGCUCUAAUGAUGCACCAGAAAUGGAGGGCAGCCAGAAAACGCCUUCGUCGAGCAACGCAAAACCUCAAGAACAAGGAAAGAAGAAGCCGAAUCGGAAGCGAAACGCGCGCAAAAAGUAUCCAUGGCGCCAACAUAUUCCAGCCGAGUCGGUCGACCCGAUUACGCUCGACUCUUUACAGUCACUGACAUAUCCACCGUUUGCCCUUGUGGCCGAAGCGCCAUUCGACCCAGUAGACGUUUGGCCUAUUCCCGAAGUCAAUGAGGAAGUUUCUAAACUAUCCGUUGUGGAAAGCGAGGAAGAACGCCAUCGAAGAGUACUGGAAGAGCAGUGGGGUGACAAAAUCAAAGCGGAUGAUUCCGUUGACGAAGCGCACGCCAAACUAGUCAAGCCGAAAUCACGACAUUAUCACUUAUACGACGGGCGAGCCUUGGCAUACUGGAUGGCUGCUUCAAAUCAAUUCAUUGAUCCACUAAAUCGACGCGAUAUUACGCGAGACGAGCUCGUGAAUCUUGAUUACUACUUGAAAAAACACGGCUUUCAUGAUUUGAACGUGACAGAAGCAUACGACACAAAAGGCGUGACUAUUUCGACGGCGGGGGCCGCUGGCAAUACGGCAGCAGGACGUGCGACUAUUCUUCAACAGGAAGCUUCGGUUUUGCUAAAUUCUCUUUUUGGAAGAACGUCGGUAUCCCGAUCGACCCAACGUGACCACAAUACAGGAGGAGCGUCAAAUCCACUCAUGGCUCAGUAUCAGGCGUAUGAGGGUAUUCAAGGAGAACAACCGGGGACAAGUCAGCAUCACCGAAAUUCAAACGUAACGCAGGAAGGCUCGUCUUCUCGUGUGGGAAAUAAUGGACCCGGCACUUAUCCUUACAGCGAAACAGACGCAGGUGUAUAUGGGGAUUUGGGUGGAAUUCUGAUCAUUGACGAUGAUCUAAAUCCUGGCCUCCGAGGAGCUGCUGCAGAGUUUGUCCCUUCUACAAAUCCAGCACGAAAUAACGGCUCUUCGAACGCCAACAUCUUGUGGUCCGCCAGUCACAUUGCCAAUCGUUAUAGUCACGCAUCACGUGUUGAACAGCAUGAGUUUCCAUCUUUGGCACCUGCCGCCGUGCCGACGGCCUCCUACACCACAAAAGAGUCGCUGAAGAAGAAACGUCUACCAAAGGUCAAAACCCUAAACAAAAUUGCAACAGCUGUCAAAAAGACGGAACCUGAAGAAUUACGACGGCAGUGGGAGGCACGUGAAGAAGCACGGCGGAAGGCUAUGAUGAGCACUUUACGUUUUGGGUCCGAUCCUUCUUGGAAUACCUUGGAGGAGAUGGAAGUACCAACAUCGAUAACUACCACGAGGGAUGGGAGUCCUUCAGAAACUCAUUUAGAACGCAACAGAGCUUUUGCAGAAGCUUUAGGUGUUACACCAGUCACACAACGGGAAUCAGUGUACACAGGCUGGGCGCGUCCUGUGCUACACAAAAUGGAAUUGGGCGAGUUUGGUGACGAGCUGAACGUCACAAUUUUCCCAGAUGCUUUGAUUAUGGAAGCCAGAGAACGCAUGCAGCUUCUGAGCAAGAUUGAGAAAAAAUGGAAAGGAUUUUUGAUAGAUGAUACGGCAGCAUCGCUUCCGCUUAGUCGGAUGGACAGACCUACCCGUGCUUUCAUUCAUCUCUACUCCGACUAUUGGAAGCUGCAUACGGAAAGUUUUGAUCCGGAACCGAAUCGAUAUAUUCACUGUGUCAAGUUGCGUGACACUGCUGCACCUUAUCCACUCUUGUCUGACGCGGCUCGUAAUUGGAGAGGCCCCAGGCCUUUGCUCCAGAAUUCUGUCGAGUCCGAUCGCGCUUCUCUUCAAACGGCAGGGCAAAGCACAGGGCGGGAUCUGUCACGAUCUGGCGAACGUGUACCAUUGCAUCUAAAACCACGAUCGACUGACACAGAAUCACCUCUAAUUGCUGGUGGUAUAUCCAUCGGUGGCGCUUGUACGCACACACUGAAUGGAGAUUUAGUUCCUACAUCACGGUUUGCAGCUCUGGCUUGUGAAACAGAACGGCCCAAGCUCGAUCUACAGAAACGGACGUUGCCCUUAGAAAUGCCACCGUUUCAGCCGGAAGAAAAAGGAUUCAACGUUUCAGAGUUGUCUCAAAAGCAACGGGAACGCAUGGAAGAAAAGUCCCAAAAGGAACGAGAAAAAUCAGAGCAGCAACGCCGUUUAUUAGCACAGGCAUUCGCAAGUGACGACGAAGGUGAUGGAGUUAUGGACGUUGAUGACGAUAGCUGGCAGGAGCCUGAAGCUGAAUACCAGAGCAGCAACGAAGAUGAAUCUUAA